Molecule: messenger RNA, 2188 nt
Organism: Panonychus citri (citrus red mite)
Lineage: Eukaryota; Metazoa; Arthropoda; Arachnida; Trombidiformes; Tetranychidae
Product: tetratricopeptide repeat protein 28-like
Exons: 2
Coding region: 330-2066 (578 amino acids)
Molecular function (GO): protein binding
Source: RefSeq, a predicted model, not a curated record
UCACAAUCAGAUUAACUGAAGUUACUUUUUUAUACUCAAAUCGUUGAGAGGAAAAACUAAUAAUCAUUAAACUGAUAAUGAUAAUGUUCAAUUAUUCUGGUUACCGGUAAAAGGAUCUCAGUGCUUUCGGACUGGUCAGUUUACUCUUGGACUAUAAAACUUGUUUCUUAUUAACCUAAACUUUUAUUUUCUUUUUCUUUCUUUUCUCUUUCUUUUUCUUCAACUUGUUAACUAAGUUGUUUUCUCUGUUUAGUUUCUUUCCAAUUUCUCAAUUUGAUAUAAUUUAAUUUACUAAUCAUUGUCGUAGAUUAAUUAGAGAUCAACUGUCCAUGGAUUGUUCAGAUUCGUCUACAAGUUAUGGAUUGGGAGCAGAUUUCGAAGAGUUUGGAUUGGAAUCUGAAGCUGAAUCAUGUCCAUCAUCUAAAUUGAAUACUCGAUUGUCUAAAUUGUCAUCGAAAAAGUUACUGUUCGUUGAAAAGAUCCGAGAGGGAAAUAGUUGCUGUCAAUCUGGAGAUUACCCUAAGGCCAUUAAACUCUAUUCGGAGGCGAUUAAUUUAGAUCCAAACAAUCAUGUUCUUUAUGGUAAUCGUUCAGCUGCUUAUUGUAGAGCUGGUAAAUAUUCCCGUGCUCUUCAAGACGCGAUCAAGGCCAGAGAAUUAAGUCCCCGUUGGUCUAAAGCCUAUUACCGACAAGGAAUUGCCCUUCAACAUCUUGGUCGGUAUAUCGAUGCCUUGGCCGCUUUUGCUGCGGGUUUGGCUCAAGAUGUUAAAAGCCCCCAACUAUUGGCCCGUUUCAUUGAGACAACGAUGAAAAGUCCAUUGAGAGCAACAAUCGAACCAAUUUAUCGACAACUUCAAGCCAUUCAAUUGGACAAAAGUCCAUUUGUAAUCACUUCACUUAUUGGUCAAGAGAUUCUAUCUGAAGGUCAUUAUCCUGCGGCUUUGGUUAUUCUGGAAUCAUCUCUUCGUAUCGGUACUCGAUCGUUCAAGUUACGGGAAUCUGUUUAUUCAGCGUUAGCUGCCGCUUAUUGGGCUUUGGGCGAUGUUGAGAAAGCUUUACAUUUCAUGCAACAAGAUCUUGAGGUUGCUAAGUCUCUUGGUGAUCAGGUCGGUGAAUGUCGAGCUCAUAGUAACCUUGGAUCGGCUUAUUUUUGUAAAGGUAAUUACAAAGGAGCUUGUACAGCCCAUCGCAUGCAAUUAAUGUUGGCGUUGAAAGGAAAACAUAGUGACCAAGCGAUCGGCGCUUUAACAGCACUUGGACAUGUUUAUUGGGCUAUCGAUGAUCUGACGAAUGCGUUGUCAGCACAUUCCCAAGCUCUUCAAAUGGCUCGUACUUUGGGUGAUACAUUAGCUGAAGCUCGAGAAAUUGGAAACGUGGGCUCAGUGUAUUUGGCGAUGUCAGAAUAUGAUAAAUCAAUUGAAUGUCACAAUGAGCAUUUGAAGCUCUCCAAAUCGUGUGGUAACAAAUUAGAAGAGGCUAAAGCGGUUUCUAAUUUGGGUGCCGCUUAUCACGCUAAAAAAGAGUACGAAACAGCAAUAAAAUUUAACGAACAGCUACUUCGAUUAGCUCAAGAAAUUGGUAAUCGAAAUAUGGAAGCUCGAGCUUACGCUGGUUUUGGUCAUGCGGCUCGUUGUUUGGGUGACCUUAUUGCCGCUAAACGUUGGCAUCAAAGACAAUUGGAAAUGGUUCUUAUUACCAAAAAUCGAUUAGGUGAAGGUCGCACUCUUGCCAAUUUGGGUGUAGUCUAUUAUCUUCUUGGAGAUUUCGAUUCGGCCUCUAAAUUACAUCGAGAAUCGCUCUCGAUUGCCCGACAAUUGAACGAUGUUACCGGAAUGAGAAAAGCAUUUGGUAAUAUAAGUAAAUGUUAUUCAGCAAUUAAUGAUUUCGACGAAGCAAUCAAGUAUCAACAGCAAGAGAUGGCGAUUAGUGGAAAACAACCAACCCCUUCAGCACCACUUUACGACGAUCCUGAUCUUCCAAGUGAGAGUUUGGACCUCGACGACGACGAUCAAGAUACAUCGAAUUUGGAAAAUCUUGAUUCUUCAUUCAUUCCGAUUGCAAAUUAACCUAAAAAUCUUAUUCUCAUGCAAACAGCCAUUCAAUGUCAUUCACUCUUCCAUCACUUAUCAUUUUACAAAUAAUUUAACAACAAUUAAAGUGAACCAAUCAAUUUAAACUUCCAAUUUGA